Messenger RNA from Abrus precatorius (Indian licorice), 1053 nucleotides. RefSeq names its product protein CURVATURE THYLAKOID 1C, chloroplastic. The transcript has 6 exons. Bases 161 to 604 code for a protein of 147 amino acids. The record is from RefSeq and is a predicted model, not a curated record. NCBI's taxonomy places the organism in Eukaryota, Viridiplantae, Streptophyta, Magnoliopsida, Fabales, Fabaceae. Gene Ontology annotation, cellular component: thylakoid; chloroplast thylakoid membrane.
UAAUUACAAGGUAAACUUAUUUUUUCUGCCCAGGUUUUAUAAUCUUCACCUUUUGAUUUCUGUCAUUUGAUUGUCAUUGGAGAAAACCUGAUCCCAAAUUUAUUAUUUUUAUUUCAAUUAUUAUUUCUGUUAUAACUUUUCCUUUAAGGGUGCAAUUGUAAUGCAAAUGGCUUCCAUUGUUGCAAGCUUGCCGCCACCGUUGCUAUUCCAUGGUAAAAAUUCACAUCCAGGGAACUUCCAAACUUUCCCUGUUUCUCUUCUUCCAGGGAGACAGAAUCGUUUUGCUUUUGUUGUGAAGGCUUCUGGAGAAAGUUCUGAAUCUUCAACUAGCCUUACUAUUUUUAAGUCUGUGCAGAAUGUUUGGGAUCAGCCUGAAGAUCGACUAGGACUAAUUGGUUUGGGAUUUGCAGCCAUAGCAGCACUUUGGGCAUCGACAAAUUUGAUUGCGGCCAUUGACAAAUUGCCACUUAUCCCAAAUGCGAUGGAAUUAAUUGGAAUAUUUUUCUCUUUGUGGUUUACCUAUCGCUAUCUCAUAUUCAAGCCUGACAGGCAAGAGCUUUUUCAAAUCUUGAACAAGUCAGUAUCAGAUAUCUUGGGCCAGUAAUAUGUGCUGCCAAAAUGCUACGCUAGGUUGUGAUUUGAAGUAUGAAUUCUCAGCAGCAGCAGUUCUUUUGUUUUGGGAGAAGUGGGUGAAAAGGGGGGAGGGGAAAGAGGUUUUGUUUAUCUUCACUUCUAUCGUAAAUGACUGUGCAAGGAUUGUUUAUUUGGUCAAAGACCACUAACGUUACAUCAAUGAAUUGAAGCUUGCUUCUUCUGUGUUGGCUACUUUGUAUUGAACAUAAUAAGAUAGUUUUACAAUUCUAUUGACGAUCGUUCCCUUGAGCAUUUGGAUCAAGUUAAUAACAGAUCAAUUGAAAAUAAAACUAGCUUAAUGCCAAGAUAAGACCCUUUUUAUAGGAAAAUUGUACCUUAAGGCAGAUCAUUUAAUGUAUAAUAAUAGGGAUAUCUAUUUGCCAUUUAUAAGUCGAAGUUGUGUAUAUCAGUGGAAUUUUG